UUUAACUGCACAUCAAGGUAAUUUGUGAACGGAAAACAGAAAACGAAAUUAUAUACCAGGGCCUUGUUGUGUAGCCUGGAUUUUUAAAUUUUUGAACUUGUUUAUUAGAUACAUGCACUAACUUCAUCCAUUGUCCACAGACUCGUGAAUUGUUUUUUUCACAUUAUUUUGUCAUGAAGAACGUAAUAUUCUUAUGAGAUUUAUGACUUAAGAGCUAUAUGAUUUUAGAAGUGCUUUUCUAUGAAUUUAAAACUAUACGAUUUCCAAAUCUCAGAAUUUAUAUAAAGCCUAAUGACAACGGAAACACUGAAAGAAAAGGAUAUCGGUAAUUGCGAAUGCAGUGAAAAAAUAUCUGAGGAAAAAAAAGUAUUGGGCCAACCGUCAAGCAUGGAGUAUCAGUCACUUGUUGCGUAUUGGUUGCUUAAAGUCAUGUAUGCGCAUUAGUCGAUUGUAGGACAUUACAGAAAUGAUUCUAAAAAUCUUAAUUGAAGAUACCGAUGAUGAUGAUUAUAAAUUAACUUUAAAAAAUCUUUGGGGUACAGAUAUAGCUAAUUAUUUUUUAAAUCCAAAUUUUCAAAAAACUACAAAAAUUAAAACAAUUACAAAUCAAUCAAUUACCAAUCAAUCAAUUACAAAUCAAUCAAUAAAUGAUAAUCUUUUCAUUGGUGGUUAUCCAAAUGGUAUGUUACAUGGUGCUCGUAUACCAUUUCAUUAUAAAUUAAAAUCAUGGUUAUUUGAUUUAAAACAAAUUAAUAUGAAUCAAUCAAUUGAUAAUCGAAAAUCGAUAAAAUCAAUAAAAUCGAUUAAAUCAAUGAAAUCAAUAAAAUGUCCUAUAAUUUCUCAUUCACCAACUAGAACAAAUAGUGUAUUUAAUUUAAUUGAUUUAUUAAAAUAUCAUAUAGGAACAAAUUAUAGUGCACAAUAUUUAUGGAAUUUAUUAAGAUAUAAAUCAUAUGAACAAUUAAUUAAUUAUGAAAAACAAUUAACUAAUGAAGAACAAAUUACAUAUAGUGCAUUUACACAUGAUUAUGUAUUAAAGGGGAAAGAAAAGCCACCUUUAUGUGAUUUCAUUCGUGAAAAUCCAUCAAAUUCAUUAAUGAAUAUCAUGAAACAAAUAAAAUCACCAUCGAUUGAGAAACAAUUACGUAAAAUGAAUUUAUCUGUAUCAUGGGCUAAUAGAAAUCAAGAUCAAUUUCGUAUGAUCUCAUUUCAACAAAAUUUAAAAGAUGCAAUCAAAUCCAUUGAAAAUAAUCAGUUCACAUCUUCAUUAUUGAAUCAUCAUCAAAUAAAAAUAAAGCAUGAAUUGGAUUCGAACUUAAAAUUGAAUGAUCAACAAGUUGAUCAAUUAAUGUCAUUCUAUCCUACGUUGAAAAAUAAACAAAAUGAAACAUUCAUUGAUAAUGAUAUUCAACCAUUAGAAAAUUACUUUCCAGAUUACUCUAAAAUACAAGAUUCCAUCAAGAAAAUAUCAAAAUUACCUAAUAGUGAAACUAUGACAAAGAGGUCAACCAAAUCAUUUGAUCAUUUAUCAUUUUGGCAUGCAAAUCAAUCAAUCAAGUCUCCAAAGAAAACUGAAAUAAAAUAUCAAUCUAUAAACAAUAAACAAGAGAAAACUUCAUAUCAACUUAAAUCUUUAAGAAAACCAUCUAAUAUUUCAAUAUCUACUUCACCAGUUGACAAGAAAUUACAACCUCUUUGUUGGUCUGAUCUACUUGAAACCAAUAAACAAAAAAGAGAUUAUUCUAAACACAUUAGUGAAUUAUAUUCAUCAUUAUCUAAUGAGAAUUCAAGAAAUAAUUCAAUGGAUUGUUCAUUUAUAAAGAAAACAUUAUGGAAACCAGCUAAAGCAAUUGUAUCAUAACUUUAUAAUAUUACUUUGUCUUCAUCAUCAUCUUCUUCUUCAUCGUUGUCCACACUGUCAGGAUACUGUAACUUGGUGAAUUAUCUUUGCUUUUUUUAUAUUAUUCAGAAUCCCAAUGAUAACAAAGAGUUAUUAGAAAAAAAUAACACAGAAUGGUUGUUUCGUUCUAAUAUGGGACUAUUAAGCAAAGCGCAUAUGAAACAGUAUCAUACAAGGAAUUGAAACCAAGACUUAUGG
This is a messenger RNA of Schistosoma intercalatum, 2098 nucleotides long. NCBI's taxonomy places the organism in Eukaryota, Metazoa, Platyhelminthes, Trematoda, Strigeidida, Schistosomatidae. The record is from the annotation of a GenBank genome assembly.